AUGAGCCCUUCGCCUCGAAUCCAUUCACCGCUACGACUUGAGAUUACCAAGGAGUACGACCAAUCAGCCAUCCAAUUCCUUGUGAAUGGAAUGCGGGCACUUCCCACUACUUUUGCGCAAAGCUGCAAAAACAGCUUCAUUCACCCAGCUUUGUACACUUCUGGACUACCCGCUCCAAUUCGGGAAAUCCAUCAUCUCUGCCUUCUGAAUCUGCAAGCUGGACCCGACCACCGAAAGAACGCUAUCAUUCCUCUGCUCAGACAAAAGUUUGUAGAAUUACACCGCCAAUAUUCUCGUCCAUUGUCAUUUGAAGAGCUUCUGAGCUACUCACAAGCCUUGCUGCUCAUUCAAUGUAUCCUGGCACUCAACGAGGAUGAUCAGGCUCAGUACUCUGAGAGCGUCGGCAAUAUGAUUGCGGGCAUCGGCAGCCGCCUGUGGGAACAAGCACCGUUGAAGCUUCCAUCGACUUUAAGCCGACGACAUGCAUGGUUAUUAGCUGAAAGCGUUCGACGCACAAUCAUUGUGAGCUUGAUGCUACGCAGUGCAUAUUCCAUGAAAACAAGAAAAUGCUCUUCUCGAACACCAUUUGCGGAUGCGUUACCAUUUGAUGUGCGCACUAAUUUAUGGGACGAUGAGUCUAACCAAACCUGGGCAGACCAUGGUGUCGAUUCGCCGGACUCAAUGAUUUCUUUGCAUGAGUAUUCUGACGCGAUGGGAAAUGGCCAAGUCCAUGAUGUGCAUCCUUUCGGCGCUCUAAUACUUGCCGCUUGCAAAGGCAUGGCAGUCUCCGCGAUACCGUUCCCUCCUCGGAGCAACUACAUUAUGACCAUAAAUAGUUAA
This is a messenger RNA of Penicillium maclennaniae, 840 nucleotides long. RefSeq lists its product as uncharacterized. The record is from RefSeq and is a predicted model, not a curated record. The transcript has a single exon. The coding region runs from base 1 to 840 and encodes 279 amino acids. NCBI's taxonomy places the organism in Eukaryota, Fungi, Ascomycota, Eurotiomycetes, Eurotiales, Aspergillaceae.